AUGGGGAUUUGUUCUGCCGCAUAUGAAACUCAAUCAAAAAAGGGCACAAAACGCAAAUGCAGGAGUAAGGAGGAUGAUAUUGAGAAUGCUGAAAUGGAGCGUGAUGAUGAUGCUGAGUAUGAUCCAGAGAUGGAGGAUAAAGGUGAGAUGGAAGAGGAUAAAGGUGAGAUGGAAGAGGAUAAAGGUGAGGAGGAGACCGAUACUACAACCCGUACCGCAAGUGAAAUUGUGAGUCACAAUCCAAAAAAGAAAAGAGGGCGAGGUCCCACAAAAGGACUUAAAAACAAGGAACCCAUGCACCUUGAAUACGAUAAAUUUGGUCAACCAUGUGGUAAGUGGCGUCAUAUGUAUGGGCAACAAGUUGGCCUUUGCAUGUGCAAACUUUCCAUUUUAACAACAUGGAAAGAGGUGACGGAGGGUAUGAAGAAGGCAUUGUGGGAAGAUACAGUGAAUUUAUUUCAUAUUGAACCUGAUGAAGCCAAGAAGGAAGUAUUUUUAUCAGCUGUUGCAGAGAGAUUUAGAGACUUCAAGACAAAGCUAGUGAGUGGAUGGAUCACUUUAAGAAGAAAAAGAACCAAGUCUAAGAAGUUGACAGAAGGAAAGGAAAAGGAGAAUGAGGAAGGAGAGGAAAAGGAAAAGGAGAAUGAGGAGGGGGGGGGAAAAUGA
Molecule: messenger RNA, 666 nt
Organism: Beta vulgaris subsp. vulgaris (sugar beet)
Lineage: Eukaryota; Viridiplantae; Streptophyta; Magnoliopsida; Caryophyllales; Amaranthaceae
Exons: 2
Coding region: 1-666 (221 amino acids)
Source: RefSeq, a predicted model, not a curated record